Messenger RNA from Syzygium oleosum, 685 nucleotides. Its product is annotated as sm-like protein LSM7. Gene Ontology annotation, cellular component: Lsm1-7-Pat1 complex; U2-type prespliceosome; catalytic step 2 spliceosome. The record is from RefSeq and is a predicted model, not a curated record. The transcript is spliced from 6 exons. NCBI's taxonomy places the organism in Eukaryota, Viridiplantae, Streptophyta, Magnoliopsida, Myrtales, Myrtaceae. Gene Ontology annotation, biological process: nuclear-transcribed mRNA catabolic process; mRNA splicing, via spliceosome. Gene Ontology annotation, molecular function: RNA binding. The coding region runs from base 192 to 560 and encodes 122 amino acids.
CGAGACGCUCCCACCCGGCGGUCAAAUGCGAGCAAGCGGGAGAGAGAGUGGGGAGAGGGACGAGGAGCGAAGAAGAGCAGGGACGAGCAGCUGGUUCCCACCGAAACCCUAAAAUCUCCGCCGGAGGUUCCUGUUGUUGAUUUCCGACACCGAGGAGCGAGCAAAGCGCCGGCGGGAAGCAAUCGGCCGACAUGUCGGGGAGGAAAGAGACGGUUUUGGAUUUGGCCAAGUUCGUGGAUAAGGGGGUUCAAGUCAAGCUCACCGGCGGAAGGCAAGUUACUGGUACUUUAAAGGGAUAUGAUCAGCUACUGAACCUUGUUCUGGAUGAAGCUGUGGAAUUUCUACGAGGACUUCCCUUGUUGAAAUCUCACAUACUUAGGGAACUCACAAUGCAAAAAUCUUAUCCUUUCUCUGCAGAUGCUGAUGACCCCUUGAAGACCACUGAUCAAACCAGGCGUCUUGGCCUAAUAGUCUGCCGGGGAACUGCUGUGAUGCUUGUGUCGCCUACUGAUGGCACAGACGAGAUCGCCAAUCCCUUUGUCCAGCCAGAUGGCGCUUAAAUUAAUUUUCCUUUUUCUUUUUGUUCUGAGCCUUACUUUUGGCUGGAUUUCUGUACAAAUAUCUUGCCAUUGCAUUAUGACUCAUCAAAUGUUUAGCUUAUAUGCUCUAGUUGUUUAUUUUUGAA